AUGGUCAAAUUCUCUCAGCUCCCCUAUGAACUCCGUGAAAAGAUAUGGCUGGAUACCAUUGAGCCUCGCCUCGUCGGUCUCAUUCCCUGUCUAGUUGGCAAAGGCCGAUGGAGUGUGAAAAGCACAGCUCGUCCUCCUGUGGCCCUGCGAGUCAAUGCAGAGUCUCGCCGUAUCGUGAGCAAACACUACAAAAUCCUGGAAACCCACAGCGUUGCAAAUCACAAGCCCGCCAUCUACGAGGGGGAAUUUGUUGCUCUGGAUGUAUCGCCGCACAUCUUAUUCAACUUUGACAUCGAUACUCUUCACUUUGCCGACACGGCGCCUCCCGAUAAACCUCUGCCAGGUGCCGAAGCGAGGACCAAGCCGAAGAUUCCCACAAAUGCCCUGGAUCUUCUUAUUCUCAAAGAGUCCUUGGACGCGUUUCAAGGGCCUGGGUUCAGGCUCAUGCUCAACGCGUAUGAACGCCUCCAGGACUGGCCCUAUCUCCUCGAGGCAAAGGACGUCAGCUAUGAUUCCAUCCGCAGCGGAGAUCCGACGCUGCUCAAUUGGACUCACAUCCAUUACGUGCGCCUUGACUUUAACAUAUUUCUGUCGGAUCUCGCCAUCUGGUGGGGGUUCAUGCAUCCGUAUGUCUUGUGGAUGCAGCAGGCCGUAAAACAUGUCGAAGACCCGGAAGACCCAAUAAGGAGCUACGAUCUCGUCAUGGUCAACGGCCGAGGUGACAAGCGGAAGCUGCAGAAAACAUUCCGUCUCGCACUUCGUCCAGAGAAGGAAGCCGAUGCAGCGUACCAAUCGCUGUCUCCUAUUGAGCGGCUGGAGCAGUACGGUGCCGUGGUCUUCGACGAGGUACUGCCUACGCCUGAAGGCAAGGCCAUUCUCUUCGAAGUUGUCGAUCCUCUCAUUGGAGGCGAGGCCAUUGCCAAGUGGAAGCAGUUCUCUAUAGAUCAGAGAGCUAGGCCAUCGCCUCACCUCACUGUUCUUCCAAGAACGACGCCUUUUGGGGCAGACGUGGCAGUGUUGUUCCAUAUGGCCAAAGGGAGACGGGGACUAGCUCACGGUGCGAUGUCUCCUGUCCAUGGCCUGUGCCUUGCAGACUAUGGAAGAGAUGGUGGCUUUCGAGGCAGGACUUAA
Trichoderma breve is the source of this 1131-nucleotide messenger RNA. RefSeq lists its product as uncharacterized. The transcript has a single exon. The record is from RefSeq and is a predicted model, not a curated record. Lineage: Eukaryota; Fungi; Ascomycota; Sordariomycetes; Hypocreales; Hypocreaceae. The coding region runs from base 1 to 1131 and encodes 376 amino acids.